Molecule: messenger RNA, 825 nt
Organism: Cercospora beticola
Lineage: Eukaryota; Fungi; Ascomycota; Dothideomycetes; Mycosphaerellales; Mycosphaerellaceae
Product: ribosomal protein P1
Biological process (GO): translational elongation; cytoplasmic translation
Cellular component (GO): ribosome; cytosolic large ribosomal subunit
Molecular function (GO): structural constituent of ribosome; ribonucleoprotein complex binding; protein kinase activator activity
Source: RefSeq, a predicted model, not a curated record
CUUUGUUACCGUCAGCCUCAGGCAUAAACAUUGCCAAGACUUCACUCCGGCCUGCCGCACCGCGAUUCUGCAAAGUCAGUUCCAGACGCCGAGCGCGCGAAUAGAGAAACAUCCUUCCAACCACAACCCUCCGCGAGAAGAAGACCUUCACGACCUUGCUCGCUGUAGGCAUCUCACCCUCAAACCACAACAAAGACUAAACCAAAAUGUCCACCGCCGAGCUCGCCUCUUCCUACGCCGCCCUCAUCCUCGCCGAUGAGGGUUUGGAGAUCACUGCCGACAAGCUCCAGGCACUCAUCACCGCCGCCAAGGUCCCAGAUAUCGAGCCAAUCUGGACUUCCCUCUUCGCUAAGGCCCUCGAGGGCAAGGACGUCAAGGAGCUCCUGACCAACGUCGGUUCCGGCGGUGGUGCCGCCCCAGCUGCCGCUGCCGGUGGUGCUGCUGCUGGCGGUGACGCUGGUGGUGACGCCCCAGCUGCUGAGGAGAAGAAGGAAGAGGAGAAGGAGGAGUCCGACGACGACAUGGGAUUCGGUCUCUUCGACUAAGCGGAUCGCGACCACGACGUUUUGGAGGACACCCGCCACGACUCCAUCUGCGAACAGACAACCAUGCACGGCAGGUGGUGAUAGAAGUCUGGCACAAGGGACUGGUGGGUUUUGGACAGUACCUUUACUGGUAUCUGAGUCAACAGCGAGGAUCUGCAAGCGCAUUAUCAUGCAAUGGAAGAAUUUGUGCAGAGGAGGAGCACUCCGUGAGCGCAUUUCGUGGCUAUGAGUACAAAUGCAAAUCAAGCGCAAACCCCAAUCCUACAAAUUUUCAGUGCCG